GGUGCCACAGGGGGGGGGGGAGUCGCCGCCAUUUUGUUUCGCUGGCGGGAGAGAGAAUUUUGGCUCCGUAGGGCCCCGGGACAGUGGCUCUCUAUUCUCCUUCUUCUUUCCGUCUCACAGGGCCAGCCGCGGGGCUCCCGGGGGCCAAAACAAUGUAUAUCAAGCAGGUGAUCAUUCAGGGCUUCCGGAGCUACAGAGAUCAAACGAUCGUCGAUCCAUUUAGUUCCAAGCACAAUGUUAUUGUGGGAAGAAAUGGAUCGGGGAAAAGUAAUUUUUUCUACGCCAUUCAGUUUGUACUCAGUGAUGAAUUCAGCCAUCUCCGUCCAGAGCAAAGGCUGGCAUUACUACAUGAAGGAACUGGGCCCCGUGUUAUUUCUGCUUUUGUAGAAAUUAUAUUUGAUAACUCCGACAACAGAUUACCAAUUGACAAAGAAGAGGUUUCCCUCCGGAGAGUGAUUGGUGCCAAAAAAGAUCAGUAUUUCCUGGACAAGAAAAUGGUGACAAAAAACGAUGUAAUGAAUCUUCUUGAAAGCGCAGGUUUUUCUCGUAGCAAUCCUUACUACAUUGUCAAGCAAGGCAAGAUUAACCAGAUGGCCACAGCGCCCGACUCUCAAAGACUGAAGCUGCUGAGGGAGGUAGCUGGGACAAGAGUAUAUGAUGAACGUAAAGAAGAAAGUAUCUCCUUAAUGAAAGAAACUGAGGGUAAGCGAGAGAAAAUCAAUGAACUACUGAAAUACAUUGAGGAAAGGCUGCACACCCUGGAGGAGGAAAAGGAAGAGCUGGCUCAGUAUCAGAAGUGGGACAAGAUGCGUAGGGCCUUGGAAUAUACCAUUUACAACCAGGAGCUGAAUGAGACUCGGGCAAAGCUUGACGAGCUUUCUUCAAAGCGUGAGACAAGUGGAGAGAAAUCCCGGCAGUUAAGAGAUGCCCAGCAGGACGCCAGAGACAAAAUGGAGGAUAUAGAACGGCAAGUUCGUGAAUUUAAAUCGAAGAUCUCUGCAAUGAAAGAGGAGAAAGAACAGCUCAGUUCCGAGAGGCAGGAGCAAAUUAAACAAAGGACCAAGUUAGAACUUAAAGCUAAGGAUUUGCAGGAUGAACUUGCUGGGAACAGUGAACAACGUAAACGACUGUUAAAGGAAAGGCAAAAGUUACUAGAGAAAAUUGAGGAAAAGCAAAAAGAGCUUGCUGAGACUGAACCAAAGUUCUCCAGCGUGAAACAAAAAGAGGAGAGCGGGAUUGCAAGGCUGGCCCAGGCUACGCAGGAAAGAACAGAUCUCUAUGCCAAGCAAGGCCGUGGCAGCCAGUUUACCUCAAAAGAAGAGAGAGAUAAGUGGAUUAAAAAAGAGCUGAAGUCCUUGGACCAGGCUAUCAAUGAUAAAAAGCGCCAGAUUGCAGCCAUUAACAAGGACUUAGAAGAUACUGAAGCAAAUAAGGAGAAGAAUCUGGAACAGUACACUAAAUUGGAUCAGGACUUAAGUGAAGUAAAGGCUCGAGUUGAAGAACUGGAUAAAAAAUACUAUGAAGUGAAAAACAAAAAAGAUGAGCUCCAGAGUGAGAGAAAUUACUUAUGGAGGGAGGAGAAUGCAGAACAGCAAGCCCUUGCUGCCAAAAGGGAAGAUCUUGAGAAGAAACAACAGCUCCUCAGGGCUGCAACUGGAAAGGCAAUUUUAAAUGGCAUUGACAGCAUCAAUAAAGUGCUGGAGCACUUCAGGCGGAAAGGCAUAAAUCAGCAUGUAAUCAACGGCUAUCAUGGCAUAGUGAUGAAUAACUUCGACUGUGAGCCAGCUUUCUACACCUGUGUCGAGGUCACUGCUGGAAACAGGUUGUUCUAUCAUAUUGUCGACUCGGAUGAGGUCAGCACCAAGAUAUUAAUGGAGUUUAAUAGAAUGAAUCUGCCUGGAGAAGUAACGUUUCUGCCUCUCAACAAACUGGAUGUGAGGGACACUGCCUACCCAGAGACUAACGAUGCCAUUCCAAUGAUAAGCAAGCUUCGCUACAAUCAUCGAUUUGAUAAAGCUUUCAAGCAUGUGUUUGGAAAGACUCUUAUAUGCCGCAGUAUGGAAGUAUCCACUCAGCUGGCCAGGGCCUUCACUAUGGAUUGCAUCACCUUGGAAGGUGAUCAGGUGAGCCAUCGGGGGGCCCUAACAGGAGGCUACUAUGAUACAAGAAAGUCUCGACUUGAACUCCAGAAAGAUGUCCGCAAAGUGGAGGAUGAGCUUCAUGCUCUGGAGGCAAAGCUGAAUGAGAACCUGCGCAGAAACAUUGAGAGGAUUAACAAUGAAAUCGAUCAGCUAAUGAACCAGAUGCAGCAGAUUGAGACCCAGCAGAGGAAGUUUAAAGCUUCUCGGGACAGUAUCUUAUCAGAGAUGAAAAUGCUCAAAGAAAAGCGGCAGCAGUCAGAGAAAACCUUCAUGCCUAAGCAACGAAGUCUGCAGAGUCUGGAGGCGAGUUUACACGCCAUGGAGUCGACUAGGGAGUCUCUGAAAGCUGAAUUGGGCACAGACCUGCUGUCACAGCUUAGUCUAGACGACCAAAAAAGGGUGGAUGCCCUAAACGAUGAGAUUCGACAGCUGCAGCAAGAAAACAGGCAGCUCCUGAAUGAGAGGAUAAAGCUGGAGGGAACAAUCACUCGGGUGGAGACCUACCUUAAUGAGAAUCUUAGAAAGAGGCUGGACCAAGUGGAACAGGAGCUGAAUGAGUUACGGGAGACAGAGGGGGGCACGGUACUUACCGCUACUACGUCUGAAUUGGAAGCCAUUAACAAACGCGUAAAGGAUACGCUUGCACGAUCUGAAGGUCUGGAUGGUACAAUUGACAAAACAGAAGUGGAGAUCAAAGAUCUCGUGAAAAGCAUGGACCGGUGGAAGAACAUGGAGAAGGAGCACAUGGAGGCCAUUAACCACGACACCAAAGAGUUGGAGAAGAUGACAAACCGGCAGGGGAUGCUCCUGAAGAAGAAGGAGGAGUGUAUGAAGAAGAUCCGGGAGCUCGGCUCUCUCCCACAGGAGGCCUUUGAAAAGUACCAGACCCUCAGUUUAAAACAGUUAUUCAGGAAGUUGGAGCAGUGCAACACCGAGCUGAAGAAGUACAGCCACGUGAAUAAAAAGGCUUUGGACCAGUUUGUAAACUUCUCCGAGCAAAAGGAGAAACUGAUAAAGCGACAGGAGGAGUUGGACCGGGGGUAUAAAUCCAUCAUGGAACUCAUGAAUGUUCUAGAGCUGAGGAAGUACGAGGCCAUCCAGCUCACAUUCAAACAGGUGUCCAAGAAUUUCAGUGAAGUGUUCCAGAAGUUGGUUCCGGGCGGCAAGGCCACGCUGGUGAUGAAGAAGGGGGACGUGGAGGGGAGUCAGUCACAGGACGAGGGGGAGGGCAGCGCAGAGGGCGAGAGGGGCUCCGGUGCCCAUAGCAGUGUCCCUUCUGUCGACCAAUUCACAGGCGUGGGCAUUAGGGUCUCAUUUACGGGGAAACAGGCAGAGAUGAGGGAAAUGCAGCAGCUGUCUGGGGGGCAGAAGUCAUUGGUGGCUUUAGCACUUAUAUUCGCCAUCCAGAAAUGUGACCCCGCCCCCUUCUACUUGUUUGAUGAAAUUGACCAGGCCCUGGACGCUCAGCACAGGAAGGCUGUGUCAGAUAUGAUUAUGGAGUUGGCGUCCCACGCGCAGUUCAUUACCACGACUUUCCGGCCUGAAUUGUUGGAGUCGGCAGACAAGUUUUAUGGAGUCAAAUUUAGAAACAAGGUCAGUCACAUUGAUGUGAUCACAGCGGAGCAGGCAAAGGACUUUGUGGAAGACGACACGACUCACGGCUGAGCGGCGCCCCCCAGAGUCAUUUCCCUGCACAUAUUGUACAGACUGUUCCCUAUUGUGUAUAUUUAAGUGGGGGGGGGGGGGGGUCUCCCUCAUGUAGAGGUUUAGGAGUCGGGUUUUAUCACGUUGGACUGCAAGCUUCUGUGUCUGUAUCCUGAGCUGUAGCAGCCAUUUUUAUGUCCAUUGUUGCUAUGUGAUUUUUAUAUAAAGGCUUUGUACUUUUAUUUCCUUUACCUGAAUAUCUGCCCCCACCCUGUUCCUCUGCCCCUUCCCUUUGUUGUUUUAAAGGUUUUGGGAAAAAUGCAUUUCAAUUCCUGCUUUUAACCAAAUUUCCUUGUUUUCCUUUUAAAUUGCUCAAUAAAACCAUUGCUUUUA
Xenopus tropicalis (tropical clawed frog) is the source of this 4178-nucleotide messenger RNA. It is a transcript of the gene smc3, whose product is annotated as structural maintenance of chromosomes 3. The record is from RefSeq and is a predicted model, not a curated record. Gene Ontology annotation, molecular function: ATP binding; ATP hydrolysis activity. Gene Ontology annotation, biological process: chromosome organization; meiotic cell cycle. The transcript is spliced from 29 exons. Bases 153 to 3806 code for a protein of 1217 amino acids. Lineage: Eukaryota; Metazoa; Chordata; Amphibia; Anura; Pipidae. Gene Ontology annotation, cellular component: nucleus; chromosome, centromeric region; chromosome.